Molecule: messenger RNA, 859 nt
Organism: Desarmillaria tabescens
Lineage: Eukaryota; Fungi; Basidiomycota; Agaricomycetes; Agaricales; Physalacriaceae
Exons: 2
Coding region: 81-809 (242 amino acids)
Source: RefSeq, a predicted model, not a curated record
CGAUCCUUCCCUUCUUGACUACAAACCAUUACCUUCUUUACGGUCUACUCCAAAGCUUCAAGUACCCCGCCUUUUGUAAUAUGCGACUCUCUCUUUUCUUCGCGCUUUCUGCUCUGCCAGUCAUUGCGUUUGCGUGUGAGGGUGAAUGUAUCACAGGUGUCACUGCAGGCUUCGUGAACGACGUUCGUGAACUUCUUAAGACAAUCUUCCCUGAUGUCGUAUCGCAGGUAUACAAGGCAUUGGAUAUCCCUUCUCCAGAUGACUCGAGAUGCCUUGCGCUCGUGAACCCUAUGCUUGCUGCUUUCGAAAAACAGGCACUCCCUAGUUUUCAACACGCCAUCUUUCCGAGUUUCUUCCAUGGGAAGUGCCAAGUGAAUGGUGUAGAUCCUGAUGGGUGUCCUAACCCCGACUGCCCUGUAGUCUGUGGUACUCCUGGCUCGUUGAUUCAUUUCUAUCCCAUACUCCUGGAAAUCGUCUAUAACUCGACAAUGGCUGUCGUACAAGAUAUCACUAGUCCUCAUUCGGAUGCCUACCAGGAGACGCAGAAGACCGUAUUCGACACUUUGCCGCCUCACUUUUCCUCCCCGCGCAUGUUUCGCUUUUCCCGCUCGACGUUCUAUCCUGCGAUAUCCACGACUCCGUCGGCUACUGGGUUUUCCAAGCGUAGCCGUCAUUCAGAUUUCUCUAGAGCUUUCGAGAUACAAAUGAGGAAGAUUUCGCAAGCGGUAACACAGGCGUGCAAAGCAGGAAACGGUGGGGGCGGGUGCACAUUCCCAGAUAUGAAAAAGAAAAUUCUCAGCUACCCGUGAAAGGCCAACGCAGUUGGCUUCCUCUAGUUUAUACACUCUAACCUCCAACC